GACACACGAACUCGGGCGACACACGAACUUGGACCGACUCGGGCGACACACGAACUCAAGCUGAGCCCAGGCAAACCACCGCAACUCUAGCCCGGCUCCAAUGGCGGCUAUACCACCGUUGGUAGCGGCGGCCACCUCCGCCUCAGCCUUCACCAAUCUCUCGAGGUCACAUCCUUUAGCUCGCUUAACUCAGUUUCAUCUCCGGCGAAUAAUCACGGCCUCUCUAUCCACUUCCACCAUCUACAUCUCUUUCGUGCCUUCCAAACCUAAUCCACCCUCAAAAUUGAGAAACGGCUGGGAGAGCGAAGCAGAUGAACUGUUCCACAUCCCAGGGAUCGUUCGCGACGGAAACAGGAACCGCGCUCUUCAGCCAACCAGUCCCGUGCGUCGUCUCCACGCGGUGGCAAGUGAGAAGACGAGCAGUACGAAAAAGAAGAGCCAGAGCACUUCUAAGUAUUCCAAAGCUGCUCGCCGGUUCUAUAACGAGAAUUUUGGAGACCCUCCGCAACGCCUUAGCAAAAUCCUUGCUGCCGCAGGAGUCGCAUCAAGACGGAGCUGUGAAGAACUGAUUUUUCAGGGGGGAGUUACUGUGAAUGGUUCCGUUUGCAAUAUUCCACAGACCAGGGUUGAUCCAGCAAAGGAUAUAAUUUAUGUUAAUGGGAGGCGUAUAUCUAAGAAAUUGCCUCCAAAGGUUUACUUUGCAUUGAACAAGCCAAAAGGGUACAUUUGUUCAUCUGGCGAGAAAGAGACCAGGCCGGUCAUAUCCCUUUUUGACGAUUUUAUGAAGAGCUGGAAUAAAAAGCAUCCAGGAGACCCUAAACCGCGGCUAUUUACAGUGGGACGCCUCGAUGUAUCAACAACUGGCUUGAUUAUUGUGACAAAUGAUGGAGAGUUUGCUCAAAAACUUUCACAUCCCUCAUCAAAUAUGUCAAAGGAAUACAUUGCAACAGUAGAAGGGGAGGUGAAUAAAGGACACAUGAAUGCUCUCUGUGAGGGAACAACCAUUGAAGGCGUCCAAUGUAUGCCAGAUCUUGUGGAAUUACUACCAAAGCAGCUUGGUAUCUCUAGGCAUCGCCUUCGGAUAGUGGUUCACGAAGGAAGAAACCAUGAAGUUAGGGAGAUUGUUAAGAAUGCAGGACUCGAGAUUCAUGCACUGAAGCGUGUGAGAAUAGGCGGUUUCAGACUUCCAUCAGAUCUUCCGCUUGGGAAGCACGUUGAACUCAAACCAGCUAAUCUGAGGACGUUAGGCUGGAAGAAAUAGGAAUGUUAGUUUCACAAGCGAAGGAAAGGUCCUUUAAAUUAGUGUGUAAAAAUUUAUGGGGUACAUUCGGGUUAUAAGACACCAAAGUCAUAGUCCGUAUUGAAAUGUCAGAAAUGUCCUUCGACACCAUUAUUACUAACCACCUCUCACUUCUUACUUCUUACACACUUAAUUUUAAGGGCCUUUGGGUGUUUAAAGAAAAUAUGUAUGAGGAC
Molecule: messenger RNA, 1476 nt
Organism: Cuscuta campestris
Lineage: Eukaryota; Viridiplantae; Streptophyta; Magnoliopsida; Solanales; Convolvulaceae
Source: the annotation of a GenBank genome assembly